UCAUUACAAACUUACCACGGGACUAUGCUCCACGUAGUUUCUCUGAGUAGUCGAAUCUGCCGUUAACCGGUUAACCGCGUAUUACUCCUUUUCCUUUUAGUGUAUCAAACAACACCGACAGACUACAAUACGAUAUCCGGUCCUGAAACAGUGAACGAAGAAUCAUCGACAUACGACAUUUCGCUUCAAAGACACAAGUGACAGUGACUAACUAUGGGCACUUAUCUGAGCAAGCCGAUUACCGACAAGAAAUCUCAUGACAUCGACAACGGGUGGUUGUCUUGCGGUUCCAGUUCCAUGCAAGGCUGGCGCGAGUCUCAAGAGGACGCACACAAUUGUCUGUUGGACUUUGACAAAAGCGUGGCACUCUUUGCUGUAUAUGAUGGACAUGGUGGUGCCGAAGUUGCCCAGUAUGCUGCUGAAAAGUUGCCUUCUUUAGUUAAAAACUCCUUAUAUGAUAACCAAGAUUAUGAAAAGGCUUUGAUUAAGGCGUUCAUGGACUUUGACGACAGUCUAAUCGAGUCACCCAAUGUUGAAAGAUUAAUUGCUCUCCGGGAAGAUAAUAAUGAAGAAUGUGCAGAUGAAGAAGAAGAAAGAGAAGAACUUAAUGAGCUUUAUGAAGAGGCUAAAAUGCCAAUUGAAGAUAUAAUAUUAAAGUAUAAAAAUAAAAUACUUGAAAAUAUAGAAAAGAACAAAGAAAGUGAAGAUGAACCUAGUUCUUCUAAAGAAUCUCAUAUUACAAAAUCUGUUGUUGAAACAAAUGAUGCCUGCGGUUCUAGUAGUAGCAGCAGUAGUAGCAUAAUAGUUAAAGAUAAAACAAAUGUUGGUAAUGGAAUUGAUGGAUGUACAUCCAAAGAUUCAACAGCUGAAAGUUCAUCAAGUGCUAAAGUUAAUGGAUCAUUAAAUGAUGAAACUGAAAAUUCUGUUGGUGAAAGUAGUGAAGCCGAAUGUGGUCCUAGCAGUAGUAAUGGUCAAAAUGGCAUUGAUCAAAUUGCAGGAACCGCGUGUUUAAUUAGUGAGGAUUCAGAAGAUGACACAGAUGAUGAUGAUGAUGACGACGACGAUGAUGAUGAUGAAAUGUUUGAAGCUUCAAUUGAGAAUAAGUUAGAUGAUGAAUCAGAUUCAGACAGCGAUGAAGAAGAAAUCCCAAGUAAUAGUUUCAUUUAUGAAGAUGAUGAUGAAGAGGAUAAGCCAGGAAAAGAUAGUGGUUGUACAGCAGUAAUGGCUCUAUUAGUAAACAACAAACUUUACGUUGCUAAUGCUGGAGAUUCAAGAUGUGUUGUUUCUAUUGAUGGUAAAGCUCAUGAUAUGUCUAAAGAUCAUAAACCUGAAGAUGAACCAGAGUUAAAGAGGAUUUGUAAAGCUGGUGGAAGAGUUUCAAGUGACGGACGAGUGAAUGGAGGUUUAAAUCUUUCGAGAGCUUUAGGUGAUCAUAAUUAUAAAAAAAAUAAAGAACUUGCAAAUACUGAACAAAUGAUUACAGCUCUACCUGAUGUAACUGUCUUAGACUUAACAUCAGACAAUAAUAAUUUUAUAGUGUUAGCUUGUGAUGGUAUUUGGAACUCAUUAAGCAGCCAGGAAGUUGUUGAUUUUAUUUUGGAACGCAUCAACAAACCAGAUGUCAAAUUAUCAUCUAUUUGUGAAGAACUUUUUGAACAAUGUUUGGCACCCAAUACAUUAAGUGAUGGUACUGGCUGUGACAAUAUGACAUGUAUAAUUGUCAAGUUAAAAUCAAAACAAAAGCGUUCUCGUACAGAUGACGAAGAGGGUGAUUCGGAAGGUGGCGAGUGUAAAAAACAUAAAUCAGAUUCAAUUGAACCUGAAUCUGUACAAUAAUGUUCCUCCUGAUAUCGAAGAUUUGAUUUGACGAGCUGUUUGUAUUUGUUUCUGAAUUUUACAGACGCAUGCGACUGAUUUAUGGAUUAAUUUAUUUUCUUAAAUUUUAACAAGAAAAAAAACAUUAUCUUAUAAUUUAUAUAAUAAUAUUAUUGUA
Messenger RNA from Melanaphis sacchari, 1993 nucleotides. Its product is annotated as probable protein phosphatase 2C 6. The record is from RefSeq and is a predicted model, not a curated record. The transcript has 9 exons. Gene Ontology annotation, biological process: protein dephosphorylation. NCBI's taxonomy places the organism in Eukaryota, Metazoa, Arthropoda, Insecta, Hemiptera, Aphididae. Gene Ontology annotation, molecular function: protein serine/threonine phosphatase activity; cation binding. Bases 214 to 1836 code for a protein of 540 amino acids.